Molecule: messenger RNA, 2429 nt
Organism: Heteronotia binoei (common prickly gecko)
Lineage: Eukaryota; Metazoa; Chordata; Lepidosauria; Squamata; Gekkonidae
Gene: NOP2
Product: NOP2 nucleolar protein
Exons: 16
Coding region: 78-2198 (706 amino acids)
Biological process (GO): rRNA base methylation; maturation of LSU-rRNA
Cellular component (GO): nucleolus
Molecular function (GO): rRNA (cytosine-C5-)-methyltransferase activity; RNA binding
Source: RefSeq, a predicted model, not a curated record
GAAGGAACGUUGAGGCACGGAGUCCUCCACGUGCAAAGCAUUCGCCCCGUGGCUUGGUGGAAGGGAAAGCCGGAAUCAUGGGGCGCAAGUUGGACCCGACCCAGAAGGUGAAGCGGGGCCCGGGGCGCAAGGCUCGCAAGCAGCGCGGGGCCGAGCAGGAGCUGCUUCGUUUUCUGCCUCCUGAUCCUGAAGAUGGUGCAAAGAAGCUGUCCAGCCAUGCAAGGAGAAGAGCUGCAAAACGUCGGAUCAAAGCUGCCAAGCCACCAGCCGGCAAGACUGCCAGUGCCCUCCAGGAACCAACAGCCCCGGGAGAGCUGUUGCUGAAGGGUGCCAAGAAGCGAGCAGCCCCACAAGAUGGCCACCCGGGUGGCUUCAGUGACGACAAUGCGGCCUGGCUGACCCCCAGCUCUGCGAAAAAGAGGCCCAAGCCUGAGGAGAGCGAGGAAGAGGCCUUCAGCGGCAGCGAGGGGCAGGAAGAGCCCAGCGGGAGUGACGGGGAGGAAGGAAGUGACGAUGGGAUGGUGGACGAUUAUGGAGCGUUGUCUUCUGGCGAUGAGGAGGAGGAGGAGCUCCUGCCUAUCGAACGAGCUGCCCGGGAGCAGAAGGAGCAGGAUCUCUGUGAGGAAGACAGUGAGGAGGAGGAGGAGGAGGAGAAAGAACCACCUAAGCAGGAUGAGACCCAAGAAACAGACCUGCAGCUCAACGUGGAGGUGGACGAGCGUUUUGUGCUGCCCAGCGGACAGGAGAUAGAGAAAGAAGCCGCUCAGCCCCCUGACCUUCAGCUGAUCCACCAGCGCAUCAAGGACAACGUCGAGGUGCUUCAGAACUUCGGUGCGAAGCGGGAGGAAGGCCGCUCCCGGCAAGAGUACCUGGCCCUCCUGCGUCAGGACCUGGCAGCUUACUACUCGUACAGCGACUUCCUGAUAGGGAAGAUGAUGGACCUUUUCCCGCUGUCAGAGCUGGUUGACUUCUUGGAGUCCAAUGAGGUUUCCCGGCCGGUGACUCUCCGGACCAACACUCUCAAAGCGCGGCGGCGUGACUUGGCACAGGCUCUGAUUAAUCGUGGGGUGAAUCUCGACCCCUUGGGGAAGUGGUCCAAAACAGGGCUUGUUGUCUACGACUCCUCUGUGCCCAUAGGUGCCACCCCCGAGUACUUAGCUGGGCACUACAUGUUGCAAGGUGCUUCCAGCCUUCUCCCAGUCAUGGCUCUUGCCCCCCAGGAGAAUGAACGCGUCCUGGACAUGUGCUGUGCCCCAGGAGGCAAGACCAGCUACAUAGCCCAGCUGAUGAAGAACACAGGUGUGAUCCUGGCCAAUGACAGCAACACAGAGCGACUGCAGAGUGUGGUGGGGAAUCUGCACAGGCUUGGGGUCACCAACGCAGUUGUGAGCCGCUGCGAUGGGCGCCAGUUCCCUAAGGUGCUGGGGGGUUUCGACAGAGUCCUGCUCGAUGCUCCAUGCAGCGGCACAGGUGUGAUCUCCAAGGACCCCACAGUGAAGACCAAUAAGGAUGAAAAGGACAUUUUGCGCUGUGCUCACCUGCAGAAGGAGCUGAUUCUCAGCGCCAUCGACUCAGUCAACGCUGCCUCGGAGACCGGAGGCUACAUAGUUUACUGCACCUGUUCGGUCAUGGUGGAGGAGAACGAAUGGGUGGUGGAUUACGCCCUGAAGAAGCGCAACGUCCGCCUGGUGCCAACGGGACUGGACUUCGGCAAAGAAGGGUUUGUCAGGUUUAAAGAGCGUCGCUUCCACCCGUCUUUGAAGUCCACGCGCCGUUUCUACCCUCACACACAUAACAUGGACGGCUUUUUUGUUGCCAAGCUCAAGAAAUUCUCCAACGCAAUUCCCGUGGCUCCACCAGGUGAAGAACCCGCUGAGGAGCCAAGCAUGCCAUCCACAACAGAGGAAUCUGCUCCAGUGGCUGCCGUCACACCUCUGCUGGCAGGGAAGAAACAGGAGGGGCUGAAAGGCGUUAAGAAGCAGACUGCAAAACAGGUGAAUUCAGCAUCGGCAGCCACCAAAACGCCGCCUCAAGGAGAGCCAAAAAUGAAGAAGCGGAAGAAAUGGGCGCUGGCCUCACGGCGCGGCUCCUUCCAGAAGCGACCCAGGCCCUCAAAGGCGGCCCGGCCCUCUCCCAGAGGGCAGAGAGCCCAGCCAGCCUCUGGCAAGAAGCACAGAGUGCCCCAGAGUCACCAGUAGGGGGCGUGUGUUGGCCAGCAUAUAUCUGGAGGCUCCUGGCUGGUGCCAGUAAGACUAGUGGGGGGAAAUUCUAUCCGAGGCAUAGGUUCUCGUUCUACUUUGUGCUGGACUGGCCUUUGGGCCUUCCCCUUGAUAUGUACGUGGCCCAAUUUCUAGUAUUUAAUUUAACCCUUUAGUCGCUCGGUCUGAAUGAGGCUUGUCGGUCAUUAAAGCUUUUCUAUUUAAUCAUAA